Messenger RNA from Striga asiatica, 621 nucleotides. Lineage: Eukaryota; Viridiplantae; Streptophyta; Magnoliopsida; Lamiales; Orobanchaceae. The record is from the annotation of a GenBank genome assembly.
AUGAAGCCACUCGACCAAAGGAACGUAGGUGGGGAACUCCUAGUUACCCGAAGAGACUACUUAAGUUGUUUUACCGGAAACGAGAGUUUCAGACUUUACCGGGGGAACUCACUAUAUGAACGAACUAGCCCGGCCAACUGGGGCAAUGAACUAGCCUUCUCAAUGCUUUACCGGGUACUUAGUUACGAGAACCAAGAGGGAAAGGUGCGGACUUGCUUGACUGCAAGGCAGGAAGUGGGGGAAAAUGCGCGAACUCGCCACUCUGGGCACUUCAAGAAACAUGAUUGUGUACACGAGGUCAAACAUCAUGUGUUAAGCAUGUCCGAUUUUGGCAAGAGAUCGGCCGUUUUAGGGCAUCAGUUUCCUCGGGCACUAAAAGCUGCUUCAGUUCCUGCUGUUAGUCCGGUCGACAAAAGAAAAAAGCCUAGCUGGCUAGCGGGUCUGGAGUUCCUCUCAGCUGUCUUGUCUCAAGUCCCUACUAGAACUAGACCUCUGGUAGAGGGAAUUUUGGUUUGGGCUUUAGUUACAGCUGUUUCGGAUCCCUGCGCCUGGCCUAUCGAAAGCGCUUACCUACGCGAGGGCUCAAGAUCAAGAACUGAGGGUCUCCUUACGCGUUUUUAG